This is a messenger RNA of Closterium sp. NIES-65, 2691 nucleotides long. Lineage: Eukaryota; Viridiplantae; Streptophyta; Zygnematophyceae; Desmidiales; Closteriaceae. The record is from the annotation of a GenBank genome assembly.
AUGGCUCCUGCGAAGCUCCUCUUCGCCGUCGUCGUCGCGCUUCAGGCCUCCGCGAUCCUCGCGCAGACGUGCUCGUGCGCCGACUGCGAGACGGUGGCCCCUCCCUGCUACGCCAGCAGGUGGUACGCGUGGUGGAUCAAGGACGACUGCAGCUCGCAGUCGCUGUGGAACAGCGUGCAGUCCUCCAGCGACGUGCGCAGCAGCGUGCUGGCCGUGUGGGGCCCUGGCACGCCCGGCUCCACCACCUCCUUCCAGAGCUACGUGCUCAUGGCGGCCAACAACCGCAGGAACCCCAGUUGCGUCAAGACGUACCUGCUCGACUGGAUCAAGUGCAAGGCCGCGCCCACUGACUCGGCCGUUCAGUUUUACAACUCUGCACUGGGCGUGGGGGUGAGCGGGGUGAAGGAUGUGCGGUCGCUCAACACUUUUGUGACGGCGGUGAUCAAGAAGAUUGGCCAGACCGUGUUUAACACGCUCGCUGGCAUGCUCAGGCAGCGCGGCCUGCAGGCUCAGCCAAUCGGCAUGGUGCUCGCGCGUGUUCUCACGGGCUCCGCUCGUCGCGGAGCCUCUAAAUCCCGCCCCGUUUCCCUCGCCUCUCGCCUCUCACCACCCAUUUCCACUCCCUCCGCUAUAAACACCACUCCCUUCGCCGCGCCUCAUGCCUGUAGCGGAGCAGCAGCGCUGCGUCCUAUAGCGGGGAUGCCGCCGCUCUUGCCGUUCGCAGCAGCGGGUGCUGUUGCGUCGUCGUCGACGCUAGCAGGAGUCGCCGGGGCGGGGUCGCCCAGCGGCGUGGCAUGCGGGCCGCAGCUGACGGAAGGAAUAGACUCGUCGCCUUCUGCUCCCGCUGCACACGUUUUUAAACAGGUGACAUGCCUUACAACAGUGUAUUGCGCGGAUAAAGCGGAUGAAGAGGCAGCACAAGCAGGGCAAGUCGGGCCUGCCUACCUCUACGUACCCUUUCCCCUAUCUUCCACUCUCACCGCGCCUACCUCUCCAGUGAUUGAGCUGGAGCGGCUACAGGCGGAGGCGCUGAAGGACAGUGAAUUCGAGCGGUUAAAGAAGCAGCACAAGCAGGGCAAGUUGGGCCCUCCUACCUCUACUAUAACACCUCGCUACCAACUGGUGAUAGAGCUGGAGCGGCUACAGGCAGAGGCGCUCAAGGGCGGGGGGUUUGAGCGGAUACGCAAGCAGCACAAGCAGGGCAAGCUGACCGCCAGAGAGCGCAUCAUGACUCUGCUGGACCCUGGGUCGUUUGAAGAACUCGGUGAGUGGCGCGGCAGUGCAGUGCAAGCAUCAGUGGCAGGGCAAGGCAAGGUGGCAGCGAGAGAGCGAGUGAUGACUGUGCUGGUCCCAGGGUUGACUGAAGAGGUCGACAUGUUGGUGCAGCAUCGCUGUCGGGACUUUGGCAUGGAUGAGACACAGAUUGCAGGCGAUGGCGUUGUGACUGGCAGCGGCACCAUCAAUGGGAGGCUGGUGUUUGUGUUCAGCCAAGACUUCACCGUGUUUGGCGGAAGCCUGUCAGAGACCCAUGCGAGCAAGAUAGUGAAGAUCAUGGAGAAGGCAAUGCUAGUGGGAGCACCUGUCAUAGGCAUCAACGACUCGGGGGGAGCUCGCAUUCAGGAGGGCGUUGUGUCGCUCGCCGGCUAUGCCAACGUCUUCCAGCUGAACGUGCUGGCAUCGGGAGUUAUUCCGCAGCUCUCCCUCAUCAUGGGGCCCUGCGCAGGUGGUGCUGUCUACUCGCCUGCUCUCACAGAUUUUGUGGCCAUGACUCGAGGCACGGCGUACAUGUUUGUCACGGGGCCUGACGUGGUGAAGCAAGUCACGUUUGAGGAUGUCACUCGGGAUGAGCUGGGAGGGGCGGACGUGCAGUCCAAGUCAGGAGUGGUGCACCUGGCGUAUGACAACGAACUCGAUGCUCUUGCAAGGAUCCGGGACCUCUUUGACUUCCUGCCGCUCUCCAAUCAGCAUGCGCCACCUCUGCGCCCCAACUUCGACUCCCCCAACCGCGUGUCACCCUCGCUGGACUUUGCUGUGCCGCGGGACCCCAACACGGCAUACGACAUGGUGGAGAUCAUCGAGCAGGUGGUGGACGAUGGGGAGCUGUUUGAGGUGCAGGGAGGCUUUGCACGAAACAUCCUCAUUGGAUUCGCGAGGCUGGACGGGGGCACGGUGGGAGUGGUGGCGAAUCAGCCCAAGGAGCAGGCGGGCUGCCUCGAUAUCAACGCCUCCAUUAAGGGAGCUCGCUUUGUGCGUUUCUGCGAUGCGUUCAACAUCCCCAUCCUCACCUUCGUCGACGUCCCAGGCUUCCUCCCAGGCACAGAGCAGGAGCACAACGGCAUCAUCAGGCAGGGGGCGAAGCUGCUGUACGCGUAUGCGGAGGCCACGGUGCCCAAGCUCACUGUCAUCACUCGCAAGGCGUAUGGGGGGGCGUACGACGUGAUGAGCUCCAAGCACCUGAGGGGCGACGCCAACUACGCAUGGCCAUCGGCAGAGAUUGCAGUGAUGGGAGCCAAGGGCGCAGCGGAGAUCCUGCACAGGGGCAGCGUGGACUUGGAGAGUCUGACAGCGGAGUACACUCGCAAGUUCGCCAACCCGUACAGUGCGGCGCAGCUGGGAUAUGUGGAUGCUGUUAUCAUGCCGAGAGACACACGCAAGGUGCUCUGCAAGGAGAUGGCUCGUUUGAGGAAUAAG